Saccostrea echinata is the source of this 3425-nucleotide messenger RNA. RefSeq names its product WD and tetratricopeptide repeats protein 1-like. The transcript is spliced from 14 exons. Lineage: Eukaryota; Metazoa; Mollusca; Bivalvia; Ostreida; Ostreidae. Bases 198 to 2348 code for a protein of 716 amino acids. The record is from RefSeq and is a predicted model, not a curated record. Gene Ontology annotation, molecular function: protein binding. Gene Ontology annotation, cellular component: cytoplasm; Cul4-RING E3 ubiquitin ligase complex. Gene Ontology annotation, biological process: negative regulation of fatty acid biosynthetic process.
AUUGUCAAAACAUUUACCAAUAUAAUCUUGUUACUGAAACUAAAUGCUCGCGUUUUUGUCUAUAACAUGGCUAUUUUAUUGAAACAACCUUAAACCUUGGAAGAAAAGCCUUUUUUCUCUAUAUUUAUUAUGACAGUUUACGAUUUUUUCCGGUGUACUGAUAAUUCUGCCGGUGUAAUUUUUUAUAGGUUGAUAUAAUGGCGUUCCAGUCUGGAAUACUAAAGAGAAAGUUUCAAAGAGAAGUUGGUGGCUUAAAUACUCACCAGUUUCAACGACAGCUUCAAGUAACGCCAGAUCUCAUCCAGAGACUUGGGCUGGAGAGGGAGCUGCAGGGUCAUCAUGGCUGUGUCAAUUGUCUUGAAUGGAACGAACAGGGAACGUUAUUGGCCAGUGGGUCAGAUGACCUUAAUGUAAUUCUAUGGGAUCCCUUCAGAAACCGCACAAAAACCACAGUCAGCACUGGACACCAGGGGAAUAUAUUUUCUGUUAAAUUUUUGCCCAAUACCAAAGACUCCAUUCUGGUGACAGGAGCUGCUGAUUGUAAGAUCCGAGUACAUGACCUGAGUGUUAAUGAAAACACCCACGUUUUCUCCUGUCACGUGGGGCGGGUGAAACGCCUUGCUGUGGCGCCUAAUGUGCCUUUCAUGUUCUGGAGUGCCGCAGAAGACGGAACCAUCAUGCAGUUUGAUCUCAGAAGCCCAGAGUCCAGCCAGUCUAAUCCAAAGAAUGUUAUCGUAAACCUGAAUGCUCACAUGGGUCACAGUGCGGAGGCUAAGUGUCUGGCGAUCAAUCCACUAUGCCCCGAGUACCUGGCUGUCGGAGCUAACGACCCGUACAUCAGAAUGUAUGACCGACGCAUGCUGGUCUGCCGCAGUCUCAAACUACCACAGGAAAGCACAAACAGAUCUCCUUGGUCCUGGGAGAGGUCUAGUCCCUUGGUCCCGGCCUCACCUGAUGAAUUUCCCAUUCCUCAUGACGCUGUUACAUAUUUUAUUGCAGGUCAUCUGCCACAAAAGCAGCAAGAUUACAAGAAGCGCUACAGAACCCUGGCAUCCACCUAUCUGACCUUUAGCCCCGAUGGUCGGGAAUUACUGGUCAAUUUGGGGGGAGAACAGGUCUACAUCUUUGAUGUCAACAGACGCAGAAAGGCAGAAAAAUUUGACAUAUCUAUGGUACUGGCUGCCAAUGGCAUUGUUAAAGAUGCUGGUAGCAGUAAUGGCUUCCACUUACACUCCCAUAAGAAUGGUGCUUCUAACGGUGUGACAAAUGGGGUCUCCAAUGGAGUGACGGCUGCUGCUGCGGCAGUGAUGAAGGCAGAGAUGGAAGUGGAGGAAAAACACAGAGACCCCUCAGCAAAAAAGAGGCAGAAAACCCCGACUAGUGCCAAACCGAUCCCCCCCGCUGUGGAGGUUAUUAAGAAGAAAGCCAAUCGUUACUUUGAGAUGGAUCAGUGCUCUAAAGCCAUUAUUCUGUAUAACCAGGCCAUCCAGAGGGCCCCCUGGGCAUCAGUGCUCUAUGGCAAUAGGGCCGCAGCCUUUAUGAAAAGGAAGUGGGAUGGAGAUCUGUAUGCUGCUCUUCGGGACUGUCACAGUGCUCUUCACAUUGACCCAAACCAUUUAAAAGCUCACUUUCGAUUGGCCCGGUGUCUUUAUGAACUCUCAUGGCCCCAGGAAGCUUACGAUUGUUUACAGGAAUUCAAGCAUAAGUUUCCUGAUUACGCAAAGAGUAACGCAUGUGAAACAUUGGACAAAGACAUCAAAGCAGCUAUUUACUCUAAAACAGAUCAUGGGGAAGAGAAGCAUGAGUCGUCCUCUGAUACUUCAGACUCUGUUUCUCCGGGAAAGCGAGGUCUUUCCAUCUCUGACCAGGAGGCUUGCUGGCGAGCCUUGGCCAACGAUUACGAGGCCAGAUUCUGUGGUCACUGUAACACGACGACAGAUAUUAAAGAAGCGAACUAUUUUGGCAGCAAUGGUCAGUAUGUAGUGGCAGGCUCAGACGAUGGAUCAUUUUUUAUUUGGGAGAGAGACACAACUAACAUUGUAAGAGUGUUAAGGGGAGACGACUCCAUUGUUAACUGCCUCCAGCCCCAUCCCACCCAGUGUCUCCUAGCAACCAGUGGUAUUGACCCAGUUGUCAGGCUCUGGAGCCCCAGGGCAGAGGAUGGUACAAAAGAUGAGCGAGAAGUGGACAAUUCUGAUGAUGCAGCUGUAGCCAAUCAAAAGAGGAUGAAUGCUGACCCCCUGGAGGUCAUGCUGAUGAACAUGGGGUACAGGAUCACGGGAGUGUUUGAUGUGGACGAGGAAGAGCAAAACAAUAAUGACCAGUCCGUUCAAUGUCGUCCUAGCUAGGGCCAAUUGACCAGUCUGUUCAAGUUUGUCCUAGCAAGGGCCAAUUGACUGACCCACUUAAUGUCAUCCUAGCAGGGACAAUAAUGACCAGUCUGUUUAUCUUAGCUAGGGCAAUUAUGAGCAAUUUUGUUGUAUAUAAUUGUCCGAACUAGGGCAAUAAUGACUGAUCUGUUAUUGUCUUAAUAAGAACAAUAUAUACCAAUCUGUUUAAUGUCUUCACUAAGACGAAAAUGUCAGGUUUGUUAAUGGCUCAGCCAGGAUUUUAACAUUAAAUGACCAUUCAUUGUCAGUUGUUACCCUAGCUAAGACAAAAAUUCCUGGAGUGUUCUGAUAUGUGAUAUAUAGAGAGAGCUGCUACUGAUGGUUGUCAAGUUCUGUCACGAGACAUUAAAUGCACACCAACUGAUGUGCAUCAAGAAGCAUUAUAAUUAAUUAUAUAAAAGAAAUAUCAAAUAUUUUUUUGUACAGAAGUUCCUUUCUAAGCAAGAAUUUCUCCAAAAAGAUUUUAUUUAAACAUGAAUGCAUGUAUAUUUCUUAGAAACCUUGAUAUAAUGCUUAACUAUAUACAUUUCAGUUGUAAAUAUUGUACAUGCUAAUAAUAAUUUAAUUAUGUAUGGACAGCUUAUUGUUUGACUUAACAUUUGUAUAAUCUUACUGGUUUGACCAUUAUGUAAGGGAAAAGAGAUAAUUCAAGAAUUUGAGUAACCAUUGACAGUUGCAGGUGUUUGUGGAAUGUAGGUGACAUUAAGGAUGUUUAUUGAUCAGCUGAUCAGCUUGCCAUACCUGUUACUCUGAUCAUGUGAUAAUCCGUGCUAUUUGUUUGUUACAUUUGAUUAUUUUGUUAGUUUUGUUGACUUCUCAAUCAUUAUAUGCAGUAAGGCUUUUUUUCUUUUGUUGCUUUGACUCUUGUUUUAAAACCAGUUGUGUAGACAUUGUUCAGUGUAAUUUUUUUUUAACAUUCAAAAUGUUUUUUUUCACAGUUGAAAUUAGACAGUGAGAAAGUGAAUCAAGAAGAUUAAUAAUCUUCGAGAAGAAAUGAAUAAACUGAGGUCUUUGUACCUAAGAAAUGGUGAAAAA